Anneissia japonica is the source of this 1503-nucleotide messenger RNA. RefSeq names its product hematopoietically-expressed homeobox protein HHEX homolog. Gene Ontology annotation, molecular function: DNA-binding transcription factor activity, RNA polymerase II-specific; RNA polymerase II cis-regulatory region sequence-specific DNA binding. The transcript is spliced from 4 exons. The record is from RefSeq and is a predicted model, not a curated record. Bases 129 to 1058 code for a protein of 309 amino acids. Gene Ontology annotation, biological process: regulation of transcription by RNA polymerase II; cell differentiation. NCBI's taxonomy places the organism in Eukaryota, Metazoa, Echinodermata, Crinoidea, Comatulida, Comatulidae.
GCCUAUUCUCAAACAUAAAGUUGACUUCGAAGAGACUGGUCAAACAGUUUUGGUCAACUCAACAACGAGACUAAUUGUGUUUAUAAGUUUAAAUUCACCAUUCAGGUUUUAUAUUUUUUAGGCUUGCAAUGUCGGCGAUUCCUUACCCGUCACCUAGCGUGACGGCAGCAUGUGGCGGGGCCCUCAUGAUGAAUCCCGCUUGCUCUUCGAUCGUCGCCCCUACCCCCGUGCAACCAGCGAGUAUCGCACAAGCUACACACCAUCAAUCGGUAGGACACACGCCGUUUUAUAUAGACAAUAUUCUAGGACGACAGGCCUACAACCUAGGCCCUGCAAGACCAACUCCUACGUUACCGCCAAGUGCCAACUUCAAUGGCAGUUACUCCAACACCGGAGGAAUAUCGUAUCAGAAUAGUUGCCAAAGAAAUUCUUAUUACGAACCAUCGUUACCCUCACCAGCUUUAAGUGCACCCCCUCAAGCACUGACGUCACCCUCACCGUUAAGUUAUAACAACGGAUUUUCAAGCCCCCUGUACCCAUAUCAUCGAACAGAUUACCACCCUCAAUCAAUCCGGGAUAUUCAUGAUCCAUAUAAUAAAGUACCAGGGAAACCCUUCUUAUGGAAUCCGUUCAUACAGAGACCCCUGCACAAGAGGAAGGGUGGUCAGGUCAGAUUCUCAAACGACCAGACUAUGGAAUUGGAGAAGAAAUUUGAAAACCAAAAGUAUUUGUCUCCACCAGAACGGAAAAAGUUAGCAAAACUACUGCAGCUCAGCGAAAGACAGGUAAAAACAUGGUUCCAGAACCGAAGAGCAAAAUGGAGGCGAUUAAAACAGGAAAGCCCAAAUGGGAAAAGUGACGAUUGUAAAGAAGAUAAAGAAAUGAUCAAAUCGUUGGACGACCCUCCAACCGACGAACUACUCGGAAUGAACGUUACAGAUGAAAACAUGAACAGUGCUUGUAAUUUUAAUAACAACAACAACAACAGCAGCAAUCGGCACAUCUUAAGUGGGUGCCGGACAGAAGAUAUAGAUAUUGAUGUGCUAAAAAAUGAUUGAACAUUUGAAAAUAACUAUCAAACCAAAGCAUCUUGGCUACGAUACGAGUCGCAUCACUGCUCCCGACAUACCGGUAUCACUCCGCAGUGAAAAAAGACAACUCGUCACCAAAAUAACGCCAUUGGACCAAAUGAAAUUUGAAGGUGUAUCGGCAUUCCAUACAAAGUUGUAAAAAAAUCGAAGAAAAACUUUGAAACAAGCUUGAAUCGGUUUCUGCGCACGUGGACCAUCAUUCCAUGUAUAGAAACUAAAAUAUCGUAAGCAAAGAAGAAAUCGUAGUACAGAAAAUCGUUCAGUCUUUCGUUAGUUUAGGCGAAAUAAAAAGGCAUGAUUCUCGUUCGUUUACCAGUCUAUCUGUGCUUUUACUAAGUAAACUUCUCAGAAAAUUCUGCAGAUAUAUCAUCCUUACAAAAAACAUACUUACAAUCAAAACAUGGGCUACAUA